AGCCCGUCGCAGACUGCUCAAACCACUGCAACGACUGCAACCACAACAGCUCACAGUCGCCAAAAUGAAGACCCAGUGGAAGGAUAUUCCCGCCGUGCCCACGAGCCAGGAGUUUCUGGACAUCGUGCUCUCCAGGACCCAGAGGAGAUUGCCUACUCAGAUUCGCGCAGGUUUCAAGAUCAGCAGAAUUCGAGCUUUCUACACGCGAAAAGUCAAAUACACAUCCGAGACCUUCACCGAGCGCCUCUCCACCACCAUCGAGGCCUUUCCCCGUCUGGCAGAUAUCCACCCGUUCCAUCGCGAUCUUCUCAACACACUAUAUGAUGCGGAUCACUUUCGAAUUGCCCUGGGUCAGCUGUCUACGGCAAAGUCACUCAUCGAAACAGUUGCGCGCGACUAUGUGCGCCUUCUCAAGUACGGACAAUCUCUCUUCCAGUGCAAGCAGCUAAAGAGGGCGGCGCUGGGUCGCAUGGCCACCAUCUGCAAGAGGUUAAAAGACCCUCUGGUCUAUCUCGAGCAGGUUAGGCAGCAUUUGGGUCGUCUCCCCUCCAUCGACCCCAACACGCGCACCCUUGUCAUUGCCGGUUUCCCCAAUGUCGGCAAGUCGUCAUUCUUGAAGUCCAUCUCAAGAGCCGAUGUCGAGGUGCAGCCGUACGCUUUCACUACCAAGAGUUUGUACGUGGGCCAUUUCGACUACAAGAUGCUCCGAUUCCAGGCAGUCGACACUCCUGGUAUUCUAGACCACGCGCUUGAGGACAUGAACACCAUUGAGCAUCAGUCCAUCUGCGCCAUUGCUCAUCUUCGUGCUCACAUCCUCUACUUUAUGGAUCUCAGUGAGCAAUGCGGUUACUCCGUCGCCUCCCAAAUCGCCCUCUUCAACAAUAUCAAACCUCUAUUCGCAAACAAGUUGAUCUCCAUUGUAGUCAACAAAAUCGACCUCAUGCGCCCAGAUCAGCUCGAUGCUGAGACCCAAGAGCAGCUUCAGGGUAUGCUCAAGUCUGGCGAAGUCGAGAUGCUCGAGCUUUCCUGCAAUACUCUCGAGGGUGUCAUGGCCGUACGCAACUCAGUCUGUGAUCGCUUGAUCGCUGCACGCAAUGCCGAGAAGCUGAAGGCUGGUACCAACAGCGCUGGCGAGCCUUCUGGCCGUCUUGGUGAACUGCUCCGCCGUAUUCACGUUGCUCAGCCAUUGGGUGGCGUCACUCGUGAGACUUCGAUACCUGAAGCCGUUCUGAACAAGAAAAAGUACAACAAAGACGACCCCGACCGACCUAUGCUUGAGCGCGAUCUCGAAGAAGAGAACGGUGGAGCUGGUGUAUACAACAUCGACCUGCGCAAAAACUACCUGCUCGAUAACGACGAGUGGAAGCACGAUCGCAUCCCCGAAGUCUUCAAGGGCCAGAACGUGUACGACUUCAUCGACCCUGACAUCGAGGAGAAGCUUGCGGCACUCGAAGCCGAAGAGGAGAAGCUGGAGGGCGAGGGCUUCUACGAAUCAGACGACGAUCUUGAAGAUGCUGAAGAGGCAGAUAUCCGGUACAAGGCAGAGCUUAUCCGUGAAAAGAGGCAGCUUAUCCGGAACGAAGCCAAGAUGCGCAAGAGUCUCAAGAACAGGGCUGUCAUUCCUAGAACUAAGAAGGCGAAGCAAAUGUCGCAGAUGGAAUCGCAUCUCGAGAGCCUUGGAUACGAUACAUCAAAGGUUGUCGAGCGUGCGGCGGCUCAAGCCGAAGCACGAGGACGCAGUUUGGCCCGUGGAAAAUCAGAGGGCCCCGGCGCCGAUGCUAUGGAUGUCGAUACACCCAAGUCUGCGCUUGAACGCGCUAAGAGCCGAGGACGCAGCCAGAGCACCAACAGGAGGACUGACGGUGUCACAAAUGAGGUUGCCGCUUCAAAGGCGGAGAAGCUGGCCAAGUUGUCGCAGAAGAAGAUGAACAGAAUGGCCAGACAGGGUGAAGCCGACAGGCACCAGACUGGCUCUUUGAUCAAGCAUUUGACUGCUGGCAAGCGUGGUAUCGGAAAGACCAGCCACAGAUAAGCGGAGUUGUUGUAUCUAGUAUUCUCGCUUUGCUGCUUUGUAGCUCGGAAAAAUCAUGGUUGGCGUUCAGGAUGCAUCAGAUACCUACUCGCUGUCUACGACACCAGCGUGGUAAUGCAAUACUUCUUUCCAUCACGCGACUUCUAGAAAAGCAACCUUCAUAUGCACAGUUCAUCUCCUGUAAUCGAUUGGUGUUUGUUGA
Molecule: messenger RNA, 2234 nt
Organism: Pyrenophora tritici-repentis Pt-1C-BFP
Lineage: Eukaryota; Fungi; Ascomycota; Dothideomycetes; Pleosporales; Pleosporaceae
Product: nucleolar GTP-binding protein 1
Biological process (GO): ribosomal large subunit biogenesis
Cellular component (GO): nucleolus
Molecular function (GO): GTP binding; RNA binding; GTPase activity
Source: RefSeq, a predicted model, not a curated record